This is a messenger RNA of Diatraea saccharalis (sugarcane borer), 408 nucleotides long. The record is from the annotation of a GenBank genome assembly. Lineage: Eukaryota; Metazoa; Arthropoda; Insecta; Lepidoptera; Crambidae.
AUGACUGGAGAAGAGAUCCCGUUGCUUUCUGUCGCAGAAUCAGAUGUUAAGAAAUCAUUUACCAAAAAAUCUAAGAAGGCCAUCAAUCUGAAAUACAAAAGUAAAAAGAAGAAUGACAAUGAGAAAACGGCUCCGACGUCAGAGCGAUCCUCGACUUAUCAAACACCGUUGAGACCCAAUUUUGGCAAACUACGCAGCGGUAUUCGAAAAUUGAAUUGCUUCAAAGGUGAAACAGAGGAUUUACCGAUUAUGGACAUCCCAAGACACAGAAGCAUCGAUAUCGGCGUGGGGCUGGCCCGGCGUAUGUCCUUAUUCAUCUUCACAAGGAAAACAGUAUGUGUACAUCCGUAUCACCCAUAUACACCGAGUCAGACGACAAGGAAAAUUUUUGUGUACUCAGAGGAUUAA